Molecule: messenger RNA, 2044 nt
Organism: Gossypium raimondii (Peruvian cotton)
Lineage: Eukaryota; Viridiplantae; Streptophyta; Magnoliopsida; Malvales; Malvaceae
Product: E3 ubiquitin-protein ligase RGLG2
Exons: 12
Coding region: 419-1861 (480 amino acids)
Source: RefSeq, a predicted model, not a curated record
AAAAAUGGAAAAUUAGAAACAAGGGAAGUAAGAACAGAAACAGGAACAGGAUUGAAAUGCGUUUAGAGUUGAGUUUAGCUGGAAUGGGUGGUUCACGUGUGCACAUAAACAACACCGAUAACUUCCAAAAUUCGCGACUUCCAUCCAUGUGAACCCCAUUUCGGCAGUUUAAUAUUUUAAAAAGGAAAGGAAAAAAAAGCUUUUUAAUAUAAAAAAAAACUUGGAAAAGAUUAUCUUCUUUUCAAUCAAUGGCUUAUUAUCUAUGUUUUAUCUCUAAUUUCAAAAGUAAAAAAGAUACCCAGAUCCUCCAUUGAUGCUCUGCAAAUUUCCCUACUUCAAGCAAAGGUAUUCUAGUAUUUGGCCUGUAGUUGAUUUUAAUUGAUUUUUCGGAGGAAAGAAGCAGCAUUCUGUUUGGUUAAUGGGGGGUAGUAGUUCCAAGGAGGGAAGUUGGAGGCAGGGUUCUUCCUAUCAUUCAAAUCCACCUUCAUGGGAUUCUCAUCAGGGGUAUCCUCAGACAUCAUAUGGUCAAGAAAACCAUAGUUAUCCGCCUCAGUAUAGCUAUGCAGAGCCGCAGUAUUAUCCGUAUUCACAACCAGAGCCACAGCAGCAUUAUCCACCUCCGCAACCAGAGCCACAGUAUCAUCCAUCUCCCCAAGACCGUGUCGGCGACAAAAAGAAGCUACAAAGGAAGUAUUCGAAAAUUGCAGACAAUUACAACUCCUUAGAUCAGGUAACGGAAGCACUUGCUAAUGCUGGUCUUGAAUCUUCUAAUCUCAUUGUCGGUAUCGAUUUCACAAAGAGCAACGAGUGGACAGGUAAAAGAUCAUUCAACAGAAGAAGUUUGCACCACAUUGGAGAUGGUUCAAAUCCCUAUGAACAAGCCAUAUCAAUUAUUGGGAAGACGUUAGCUGCCUUUGACGAGGACAACUUAAUUCCUUGCUUCGGAUUUGGUGAUGCAUCAACACAUGAUCAAGAUGUCUUCAGUUUCUACCCAGACGAAAGAUUUUGUAAUGGAUUUGAGGAAGUCUUGAGCCGCUAUAGAGAACUUGUGCCUCAUCUACGACUUGCAGGCCCUACAUCAUUUGCUCCAAUCAUUGAAAUGGCUAUGACCAUUGUUGAGCAAAGUGGUGGACAGUAUCAUGUGUUAGUGAUAAUCGCUGAUGGGCAGGUAACUCGAAGCAUUGAUACUCUGCGUGGCCAGCUAAGUCCACAAGAGCAGAAGACUGUUGAUGCCAUAGUGCAAGCAAGCAAGCUUCCUUUGUCGAUUAUAUUGGUUGGUGUUGGAGACGGACCUUGGGACAUGAUGAAGGAGUUUGAUGAUAACAUUCCUGCUCGUGCGUUCGAUAAUUUUCAGUUUGUGAAUUUCACAGAUAUUAUGUCAAAGAAUAUAGCUCCUUCACGGAAGGAGACGGAAUUUGCUUUAGCCGCUUUAAUGGAGAUUCCUUCACAGUACAAAGCAACCAUUGAGCUUAAUAUUCUGGGUGGUCGAAAGGGAAAUAUUCCUGAGAGAGUUCCAUUACCUCCUCCUAGAUACGGUGCAUCAUCUUUCAACAGCUUGAAAGCUUCCCAUUCUACCAGUUUUAAAUAUGGUUCAGCAUCUUUCAGCAGCGCAAAACCUUCUCAUCCUACCAGUUUCAAACCAAGCGUCCCUCCAUAUCCCGCAGAUACUACUCCUGUCAGCUCAGCUUCGCCAGCUCCAAGUUCUACAUACGAUAGCCAGCUUUGUCCUAUUUGCCUUAGUAACUCAAGAGACAUGGCAUUUGGUUGUGGACAUCAGACAUGUGAAGAAUGUGCGAAAGACCUCGAAACUUGCCCGAUUUGUCGAAGUCCAAUACAGACCAAAAUAAAGCUCUACUUUUGAUUCUUUUAUUCUUCUUGAAAAAAAAAUAUACAUUUCCCAUGAUUCUUUUGUUGAUUUGUUAUUUUGUGAUAGGUUUGAGCAAGUCAAUAUGUGGUGCCUAUGACCAAAAGAUGAGAUGAAAAAAAAUCUUCCUUUUGGAUUUCUGAUAUUUCAUUUAUGAAUUAUGAUCAAUGCUUCUUCCCA